Molecule: messenger RNA, 1202 nt
Organism: Malurus melanocephalus (red-backed fairy wren)
Lineage: Eukaryota; Metazoa; Chordata; Aves; Passeriformes; Maluridae
Gene: MRPL48
Product: mitochondrial ribosomal protein L48
Exons: 8
Coding region: 286-924 (212 amino acids)
Cellular component (GO): mitochondrial ribosome
Source: RefSeq, a predicted model, not a curated record
GCACUGCCCGCUCCGUGUGGGGAUGUAGAGUGGGGUGUCCACCAUUGCCGCCCGUACCCCCCGCUCUCCUCGCCGUCUCCUUCAGGACACCGGGGUCCCGCCAGUACCGCGGGUUGUCCACAAGUUGUUGUCUCCGGGGAGGAGCGCGGGGUUGUCCGAAAAUUAUAGCUCCUGGGAGGCAUCGGUGGGCGGAACGCGGGGCGGGAGCCGUGGGAUGGGGGGAGCCGGACGGGGACGUACCGAGGCACGGAGGGGGAUGGUUUGAGCGACGGACACAGGCGCCCGAUGAUGGCGGCGGUGCCGAAGGUGCUGUGCUCAGAGAAGGGAGCGUUGCUCAGGCAGUURUUCGCUGCCAGCAGAGCAGUAACACCCAGAGAAAACCGUCUGUGUGCUGCAGGUGAUGCACUCCUGGGUUGCCACAGAUCCUACAGGUCCCGACCUACACAUGGAAUUGGGAGGUUUAAAUACCUGCUCCCAAAGGAGRUUCCAAAGAAGAGAAAGGAGAAAGUGCAGAUGAAAGAGAUCGAUGCUGGCACAGAGUACCAGUACGGAGAUGUCAAUAUCCAGAUGACCUCCUACGAUCUGUGCCUGGUGGAGCAUUUUGCUCAGUAUGUCCAUAGACUCUGCAACCGGCUUUCARUCCGGGUCAACGAGAGCUAUGCCAUGCCCACCAAAACCAACGAGGUGCUGUACCUGGAAGAGCGGGGAUCCAAAAUGCAGCUGGAUGCYGUCCUUACCACCCACCAGAGGAUUGUCCAGAUCCACGGUUUGAGUUCAACGUUUGCUCCCAUACUCCUGGAAAUCAUUCAGAGUAACCAGCCUGAGGGGGUCCAUCUGUUAGUGAAACAGCACACGGAAGCUGAUUUCAAGAGCCGAUUGAAGUCUCGACCAGAGCUGGAAGAGCUGCUGGCACAGAUGUCCUGAGGUGAGGAGUGCUACAUCCAUGGCUGUUCAGCCUCCAGAGGGUGAUUCCAUGAGCAUUGUACUGGUAACUCAGUGAAUUUGAAGGAAUUCCACUGUUGGCCAUCAGCUUGUCUCAAUAAAAAUAAAUCAUGUAUCUGUUUGUACUGGGAGUGAAACUGCCACAAUGGAAUGUGGGUUUGCUUUCCUUUUUUUUUUUUUAAUUCCUGCCUAUUUUACUUUUGAUAGGUGGGAAUUUCUGCAGAAAUCUCUGCGAGUGAAUAAAGCUGUUCUGCAACAAC